AUGAAAACAUUUCACAAUAUUUGCUCUAGAAAUACCCGGAACCGUAACUACCUUGCAGCACCUGUAAGACGCACCAUUAAAAAGUACCCGGAGAAUUUUUUAGGGGAAGCUAUGCAUCUAGCCCAAACGGCCGAUGCGAGAACUUCCUCUAAUUCCCAUCGUUGGAGCAAACCCUCGUCGAAACUCACUCCUCAAACUAGCCAAACUAGUUUUUCUUCUUCGAAAAUUGAAACCUCCCAGGCUCUGCUUCAAAAGGAACCGUGCAUUAAGGUUACGACGGUACGUAUAGAGGAACCUCCAACUUGUUCCUCUUUGAAGACUAAAUUUUUGAAGUUUUUCAAAUCUGGGUUGAAUUCAAGUCAUACGGCAGGGGGUCAUAGUAAAUUGAAUAAAGAUAAUACUAUAAGUAAUUCUAGCUUGAGGGAUACCGAUGAAAUGGAUUUUGUAUGCGCUGAUUUGGUCAAACAAAUGAAACAAGUUAAUGACGUACUUUAAGCAUAUUGUGUGUAAGAUCUUAUGUCAAAAGAAUCUCAAAGUAGGCGGCAAUGACAUAAAAUAAAAGUCCGAAUUUAUGUACGUAAAUGUGAAUUAAUUAAGACCAUGUGUGUAUAAUAGAAAUUCGCUUUUAGUUCUCAUUUUGCUUGGUCAAGAUUGUUCAUUGUUCUUUAUUUUAUACCAGAGAAUUAUUUAGCGUAAAACUUCUAUCGCUUGUUUGAGAACAUUUUGUAUCACUACCGCUACAUGACAGUGUAUUUAUGUUCUCAAUUAUUGAGCUCAAAACUUUUCAGAGUAAAAUUAUAUUUAUGAUGGCUGAAUUGUCUAAAACAGACUUAAAACUUAUUUUUUAAUUUUUUUACCUACAUAGAAUCUUACUGUUAAAAUCUUAAGCUACAUGGCAAAUAAAAUAUUUUAUGUUAUAAAAAUAAAGGCUUGUGAUAUUUAGCAUUUUAUGUAUAUAGAAUAUAAGCUGUUACUUUACUGUAAUAUUGAAAGUGUGUGAUUCUUUCCUCUUAACUUGAUCUGAAGGUUGUUUUUAAAUAGAUACAAAUUUGCAUUUAAAACUCCCUAAUCACUCUGCAUCAUUAAAUUUGGCCUAAAUUUUCUUAUUGGGAAAGAAUCAGCAGAAAAAACCGAGGGGUGGUUAACUCCGUAAAAUAUGUACACAAAUUUCAAAUCUUCAUUAAUUUUGUAGGAUUUUGAAAAUCUUCACAUGAUUUUACAGGAUUUUAAAAGAUUUUAGGUGAUUUUAGAGCAUUUUAGAGAUCCUAAAGGAUUUUUGGAGAUUUUAACGGAUUUUUGAGGAUUCCAAAGGAUUUUUGGAAAUUUUGAAGGAUUUUUUUUUAGGAAGUGAUUUUUUAAGGGAUUUUGUGAGGUUUUGUUCAAUUUCAAGUUUUUCUGGACUUAUUUAUACACAGAUUUUGACCAAUCAACCGCUCCGAGGUUUAGUUAACUCUAUAAAAUAAUGAACACAUAUUUUAAAUCUUAAUUGAUUUUGUAGGAUUUUGGGAAUUUUGAAAAUCGUUACACGAUUUUACAGGAGUUCAGAAGAUUUUAGAUUUUCAAAAUUUUAGGUGAUUCUGGGGCAU
Molecule: messenger RNA, 1586 nt
Organism: Ceutorhynchus assimilis (cabbage seed weevil)
Lineage: Eukaryota; Metazoa; Arthropoda; Insecta; Coleoptera; Curculionidae
Source: the annotation of a GenBank genome assembly